Molecule: messenger RNA, 1236 nt
Organism: Zingiber officinale
Lineage: Eukaryota; Viridiplantae; Streptophyta; Magnoliopsida; Zingiberales; Zingiberaceae
Product: 2-hydroxyisoflavanone dehydratase-like
Exons: 2
Coding region: 81-1064 (327 amino acids)
Molecular function (GO): hydrolase activity
Source: RefSeq, a predicted model, not a curated record
UGCGAAUUAAGCUAAUUAAUCUCCUUCUUUCCGAUCACCGCCGUCGAUCGAGUCCGCGACCUGUUCGCUGAAUUGCCGCAAUGGCCCCCCUCGACGGCGGCAACCACGUAGUCGACGACUUCUCCCCUUACUUCCGCGUCUACAAGGACGGUUCCGUCGAGCGUCUCAUGGCGGAGGAGCAAACCCCUGCCUCCCUGGACCUCCGCACCGGCGUCGACUCCAAGGACGUCCGCAUCUCCGCCGACGUCUCCGCCCGCAUCUACCUUCCCCCAGCGGCGGCGGCGGCCGCCAGCGGAGGCGGAGACCGUAAGCUCCCACUAGUCUUGUACUUCCGCGGUGGCGCCUUCUGCAUGCUCUCUUCCGCCUCGCCCGUCCUCCACGCUUACCUCAACGCCCUCGCCGCCGCCGCCUCUGCUCUCAUUAUAUCCGUCGACUACCGCCGCGCGCCGGAGCACAGCAUCCCCGUUCCCUACGACGACUCCUGGGCCGCCCUCGAGUGGGCCGCCUCCCACCGCGCCGGAUUUGAGUCCUCUGCUGAACCGUGGCUGGUCGAACACGCCGACUUCGACAGAGUGUGCCUCGCCGGCGACAGCGCCGGCGGAAACAUUGCGCACAACCUGGCGUUACGCGCGGCCACGCGGCCGCUCCCGGGAGGCGUGAAGCUGGCGGCGGUCGUGCUAGUGGACCCUUACUUCUGGGGCACUCUGCCGACGGCGUCGGAGGGGGCGGCGGACCCGGCGAAGCUGAAGCUGCUGAACCAUCUGUGGAGGCUGGUGUGCCCGUCGGCCGAGGCCGGAAACGACGACUCGCGGGUGAAUCCCCUGGCGGAGGGGGCGCCGAGCUUGGCCGGGAUCGGGUGCGGGCGCGUGCUGGUGUGCACGGCGGAGAAGGACGCGAUGAGGGACAGAGCGUGGAUGUACUACGAGGCGCUGAGGAAGAGCGGGUGGCGCGGGGAGGCCGAGAUGUACGAGACGGCGGCGGAGGACCACGGGUUCUAUCUGCAUCGUCCCGACGGCCACGGCGCUGCUAUGCUGCUCAAGAGAAUCGCCGCCUUCUUGGCUUGAAUCCGACGUUCUCGAUCCAGUUUGACCAUGUUGAACAACAAAAAAGUCAACGAUAAAUUAUCUCUCUGUAUAUAUAAAACCAAUAAUAAGAAAAUUAUAGGCAUGAUUCAAUUUUCUACAUAUGUAAAUAUUGAUUUUGAUUAUCUCGUGCUCUUGUAAGAUUACUCGACUA